Messenger RNA from Epinephelus moara (kelp grouper), 12618 nucleotides. It is a transcript of the gene obscna, whose product is annotated as obscurin, cytoskeletal calmodulin and titin-interacting RhoGEF a. Gene Ontology annotation, molecular function: ATP binding; guanyl-nucleotide exchange factor activity; protein binding. The transcript is spliced from 52 exons. Lineage: Eukaryota; Metazoa; Chordata; Actinopteri; Perciformes; Serranidae. Gene Ontology annotation, biological process: protein phosphorylation. The record is from RefSeq and is a predicted model, not a curated record. The coding region runs from base 128 to 12259 and encodes 4043 amino acids.
AGAACUGCAAAGCGUGAAGGUUAAUGAAGGAGGUACAGCCUCUCUGUGUUGUGAGGUGUCUAAGCCUGGAGUGUCAGUGCAAUGGAAGAAGAACAAGCUGCCACUUAGAGCCAGUAGGAAGUAUGAGAUGAAGCAAGAUGGCUGCCUCCUCCAGCUACACAUCAAGGAGCUCCAACCUGAGGACAGUGGCAGCUACACAUGUCAAGCAGGACGUGUAGAGACCACUGCUACUGUGACAGUGAAAGAAGUCCCACCAUUUUUCAAAGAAGAAUUGCAGAAUGUGAAGGUGGAGGAGGGAGCAACAACCUCUCUUUGCUGUGAGCUGUCUAAGCCUGGAGUGUCAGUACAAUGGAAGAAGAACAGGCUGCCACUCAGAGCGAGCAGGAAUUAUGAGAUGAAACAAGAUGGCUGCCUCCUCCAGCUGCACAUCAAGGAUCUCAAACCUGAGGACAGCGGCUGCUACUCAUGUCAAGCAGGAAGUGCAGAGACCACUGCUACUGUGACAGUGAAAGAGCUUCCUCCAUUCUUCAAGGAAGACUUGGAAAGUCUGGAGGUUGAUGAGGGAGGUACAGCCACCCUGUGCUGUGAGCUGUCUAAGCCUGGAGUGUCAGUACAAUGGAGUAAGAACAGGCUGCCACUGAGAGCUAACAGGAAGUAUGAGAUGAAGCAAGAUGGCUGCCUCCUCCAGCUGCACAUCAAGGAUCUCAAACCAGAGGACAGCGGCAGCUACUCGUGUGAAGCAGGAAGUGCGGAGACCACGGCAACAGUGACAGUGAAAGAGCUUGUACCAUUCUUCAAGGAAGACCUACUAAGUGUGGAGGCUGAGGAGGGAGGUUCAGCCUCUCUGUGCUGUGAGCUGUCUAAGCCUGGACUGUCAGUUCAAUGGAGUAAAAACAAGCUGCCACUGAGAGCUAACAGGAAGUACAUCAUGAAGCAAGAUGGCUGCCUCCUCCAGCUGGACAUCAAGGAUCUCAAACCAGAGGACAGUGGCUGCUACUCGUGUGAAGCAGGAAGAGCAGAGACCACUGCAACUGUGACAGUGAAAGAGCUUGCACCAUUCUUCAAGGAGGACUUAGUAAGUGUGGAGGCUGAGGAGGGAGGUUCAGCCUCUCUUUGCUGUGAGCUGUCUAAAGCUGGAGUGUUCGUGCAAUGGAGUAAGAACAAGCUGCCACUGAGAGCUAACAGAAAAUAUGAGAUGAAACAAGAUGGCUGCCUCCUCCAGCUGCACAUCAAGGAUCUCAAACCAGAGGACAGCGGCUGCUACUCGUGUGAAGCAGGAAGAGCAGAGACCACUGCUACUGUGACAGUGAAAGAGCUUGCACCAUUCUUCAAGGAGGACUUAGUAAGUGUGGAGGCUGAGGAGGGAGGUUCAGCCUCUCUGUGCUGUGAGGUGUCUAAAACUGGAGUGUUCGUGCAAUGGAGUAAGAACAAGCUGCCACUGAGAGCUAACAGAAAGUAUGAGAUGAAACAAGAUGGCUGCCUCCUCCAGCUGCACAUCAAGGAGCUCAAACCUGAGGACAGCGGCAGCUACUCGUGUCAGGCAGGAAGUGCAGAGACCACUGCUACUGUGACAGUGAAAGAGCUUGCACCAUUCUUCAAGGAAGACUUAGUAAGUAUGGAGGCUCAGGAGGGAGCUACAGCCUCUUUGUGCUGUGAGCUGUCUAAGCCUGGAGUGUCAGUGCAAUGGAAGAAAAACAGGCUGCCACUUAGAGCCAGCAGGAAGUACGAGAUAAAACAAGAUGGCUGCCUCCUCCAGCUGCACAUCAAGGAUCUCCAACCUGAGGACAGUGGCAGCUACACAUGUCAAGCAGGACGUGUAGAGACCACUGCUACUGUGACAGUGAAAGAGCUCCCACCAUAUUUCAUGGAAGACUUACAAAGUGUGGAGGCUGAGGAGGGAGCAACAACCUCCCUAUGCUGUCAGCUGUCGAAGCCUGGAGUGUCAGUGCAAUGGAAGAAGAACAGGCUGCCACUGAGAGCUAACAGGAAGUAUGAGAUGAAACAAGAUGGCUGCCUCCUCCAGCUGCACAUCAAGGAUCUCAAACCUGAGGACAGCGGCAGCUAUUCGUGUCAAGCAGGAAGUGCAGAGACCACUGCAUCUGUGACAGUGAAAGAGCUCCCACCAUUCUUCAAGGAAGGCUUACAAAGUGUGGAGGUUCAGGAGGGAGGUACAGCCUCUCUGUGCUGUGAGCUGUCUAAGCCUGGAGUGUCAGUGCAAUGGAAGAAGAACAAGCUGCCACUGAGAGCUAACAGGAAGUAUGAGAUGAAACAAGAUGGCUGCCUCCUCCAGCUGCACAUCAAGGAGCUCAAACCUGAGGACAGCGGCAGCUACACGUGUCAAGCAGGACGUGUAGAGACCACGGCAACUGUGGCAGUGAAAGAGAAACCUCCAUUCUUCAAGGAAGGCUUACAAAGUGUGGAGGCUGAAGAGGGAGGUACAGCCUCUCUGUGCUGUGAGCUGUCUAAAGCUGGAGUGUCAGUGCAAUGGAAGAAGAACAAGCUGCCCCUGAGAGCUAACAGGAAGUAUGAGAUGAAGCAAGAUGGCUGCCUCCUCCAGCUGCACAUCAAGGAUCUCAAACCUGAGGACAGUGGCAGCUACACAUGUCAUGCAGGAAGUGCAGAGACCAUUGCAGCUGUGACAGUGAAAGAGCUUCCAGCAUUCUUCAAGGAGUACUUAGAAAGUGUGGAGGUGAAAGAGGGAGGUACAGCCUCUCUGUGCUGUGAGCUGUCUAAGCCUGGAGUGUCAGUGCAAUGGAAGAUGAACGGGAUUCCACUAAAAGCAGGCAACAAAUACGAGAUAAAGCAGGGUGGCUGCCUGCUUCAGCUCUACAUCAAGGAUCUCAAAGUGGAGGACAGCGGCAGCUACACAUGUCAGGCAGGAAGUGCAGAGACCACUGCUACUGUGACAGUGAAAGCACUAGAACCAGCUCCACCAAAGGCAGAGCCUCCCACGAUUCUGCCUCGGGCAAAGGGUCCCGUCUCCAAACCAACUCCUGCGCCAGAAAGCCAGAAGCCUGGACUCCCAGAAGCCAAACCUGUUCCUCCAGAGCCCAAAAAGAGAGCUCACAGGAAAGCAUCAAUUGCAAGUUUAGAAAAAGACGUGGAACCAAUGUUUGACCUAAAACAGGGCAUCCAACCUGCGAGAUCCAUGGAGAAAGACCUUGAUGUUGCACAGAACAUAAUACAACUGGAAAGGCAUGUGGAGAAAGACAAUGAGUUGAACAAGAAAGUUGACAAGACAGUGAGACCACUGGAGAAAGAUAAUAGGGUUGACAGGGAGGUGGAAGAGCCAGCAAGACCUUUGGAAACAGAGAAAGAUGUUCUCAUGGAGAGGAGACAACCAGGAAGGAAUACAGAGAAAUUAGUCCAGGUUGACCAUAAUGCAAGUGAAACAGACAAUGUUGUUGGAGACACUGUGUUUGAACAAAAGAAAAGGAAGGAUGAAGUUGAACAGAUAUUAAAACAAGCAGUGAAACCUUCAGAGAGAACAAGUGAAGUUGAGAGGAAUGAAAGCCAUCCAGAAAAAGUCCAGUGGGAGAAGAGUGAGGAUGAAAAACCGUCUGUGAAACCAUUAGAAAAGUUUAUCGGGAGUAAAACAAUAAAGGACCAAGAAGAGAAGUUUAUAGUAAAGGAAGGCAAAGUAGAGGAAGAAGAACCUUUUAAACCACCAGUAAGAUCUAAAGGAAAAGUAACAGGGGCAAAGGAACCACCUCAGUAUAUUCCAAAGGAAACUGAGGAGAUCAUUGUCCAAACAGUAAAGCCUACUGUAAAUGAAUUUGAAGAAGACAACAGACAGAGAGACCAUGUGAAACAGCAGGUGUCUAUGGAGGCAGAGAAUGAGAUAAAGCCACUGAAACUAGUCACCUCUGUAAAUAAACUGGACAAACAACCUUUAGAAAAAGAGGCUGAAUUUGCCCCUCCAAAACCACCUGUGAGGGUGAAAAGUAGAGCAAAGGGAGGAAUGGAAAGGCAGUCAUCAAGGGACACAGAGACAGAUCAAGAUGAUCUACAGGUGACAAGAGUUGUGGUGAAAACAAAGGAGGAUCAGCCAGUUAAACCGUCAGUAACUUCUUUGGUAAAAGAGGUUGAAGAGAAGCCAAGGUCUGAGAGGAAACAAUCAGUAACAACAGAUUCUGAGACUGCUGAGAAAAUAAGGCAACCUGUGAAAGCUGCAGAGAAGGAUGCAAUCGCCAAACAGCCGAUCAAACAACCAGUCAAACCCAUGAGAAAAGAACCUGAAGUGGACCAGGAAAUAAAACUGGCAGUUGAGCCAAUGAGAAGAGAAGAAGAAGCACAAACAGUAAAGAUGGCGGAAGACAUUCCUCUCCUCUACAUUUCUGAAGAUGAAACUUUCUCAGAAGCUUUGACUGAGAUACCACUGAACCACAACGAUGUGCAGCCCCCUGGCUUUUUUGUGGAGGGGUCAACCCAACCUGCUACUCUUCCUCCAGUUAAUGUACCCCAGAAGGCACAACCACCAAAUGAAGCUGCACCGGAGAUUGACAUCGACAUUGAAGAUGAACCACAAUUGCAAGAGGCUGCCAUCAAGAUCCAAGCUGCCUUCAAAGGCUACAAAACCCGCAAAGACAUGCGACCUGUCUUCAAAGAGGUGUUUAAGAACCAGAGUGCAGAUCUUCAUGGUACAAUAACACUAGUGUGUGUUGUAGAAGGAAAGCCCAGCUCAGUGCGCUGGCUGAAAAACGGCCAACAAAUCACAAAUGACUAUCGAUGCCGUAUCGAGACUACAGAGAACGGCGUGUGCACACUGGUGAUCAAAAACCUGACCACCAGUGACAGUGGAAUCUAUACCUGCGAGGUGGUGAAUAAGUUUGGUGUUACCUCCUACAAUGGAAACAUAACAGUAGUACAGCCUCAGAAGCCUGCUCCAGCGGUCCAGAAGCCUAUACACCCACCGCUUGCUGCCAUUACUCCUCUGCAACUCGCCCCACAAAAGCCUGAGGAAGAAACACAGACCCAGGAUCUGCCUCAGACUCAAACCCAGACACCUCCUUCAGCUGCAGGUGCUGAGAACUACGUGGAAAAUGUGAGUGUCUCUCUAUGGGAGGCCUACAACCUGACGGAGCAGGACGCUCAGGCGAGGCUGCAAGAGAGGAGAGGGUCUUCACUCAUUGCUGCCAGCUCCAUGUCGAGUCCCUCGGAUUAUGAAACAGCUCCUGACAUAAUGGAACCUGUUGAGACUGGUCCAACUGUACCGAGGGUAGAGACAGAAGCAGUGGACCAAGUUCCUCCAGAAGUUGAAGAACAACCUCCACAGCCAACUAAGACACUACUGAAGGUCAAAGCAGCUCAUGAAGGUAGAAUGAGGACACCAUCUCCCAAGCACCACCGCGCUCACACGCCCUUAACGAGUACCGUCUCUGGAUCAGAGUCAGAGGGAGAGGAGGAUAGACGAGAGACAUUUGAAAUGUAUGUGGCUCGAGCUGAUUGCAGUCCGGACAGCGGAAACAAGGACAGUUUUGUUCUGAAGGAGGGCCAGUUUGUAGAGGUCCUGGACUCGGUUCAUCCUGACAAAUGGCUGGUGAGGACCAAACCCACCAAAACCAACCCUGCUCGACAGGGAUGGGUGUGUCCAGCCUACUUUGAGAAGAAGAGGAAGGAGACCUUCCCUCAACUGAGAGCACCUCAAGAGGAUCUUGAUGGCAUUGGGUCUACAGGAGAAGAAUACAGGAGAGCUCUUAGCCAACUGAUCCAAGGCAUGAUUGAUGGAGAGGAGGAGUUUGUAAAGGAGAUGAAGAUGUUCACCUCUCACCAGCUGAAUUAUUUGGAAUCUAGCCGCCACGUCCCCAUCAACAUCCUCAACCAGAAGGAGAUCAUUUUCAGGAAUAUCAAGGACAUUGUGUCGCUGCAUGAGAGGUUGAUCCUUCCUGGGCUGAAGGAGUGUGCCACAGACGACGAUGUGGCCAUGCAUCUGAUCAAGCACACUGAGGACUUUGAGAAGUAUCUUCACUACUUGGUGGGACAAGCACAAGCAGAGGCCUGCGUCACUGACAAGGCUGUCCAGCAGUAUUUCAAAGAGUUACUAGAGUCUGGUAAAUCUGAUGCUCCUGCCAUGGAUGUCCUUACUUUCCUCCAGCGCCCAGUGGAGAGAAUUCAAACCUACCAGGCUUUACUGAAGGAGUUCAUCAAGAACAAAGCCAAAAGUGGACAGAGCUGCUGUCUUUUGGAGGAUACCUUCUCCAUGGUGUCCUGUCUACCCUGGAGGUCUGACAACCUGCACCAGGUGUCCCUCAUCGAGAAUUAUCCAGCUCCUCUGAUUGCCCUGGGUGAACCAGUGCGACAGGGAGUCUUUACAGUUUGGGAGGAAUCGCCAGAAAUUAAAACGGCCUCUAGAGGGCAUCAGAGACAAGUCUUUCUCUUCAAGGAAUGUAUCGUACUGUGUAAACUGAAAAGAGACACCAAUAUCAACAGUGACACCUUCAGCUUCAAGAACAAAAUGAAGCUGAUGGAUGUGGAAAUAAAGGAGACUCUGGGUGGAGAUGAGAAGUCUUGGGGGUUGUGGCAUGAGCACAGGGGCUCAGUACGGAGGUACACACUGCAGGGACGCUCCACCCUGGUGAAACUGUCCUGGCUCAAGGAUCUGAAGGAGCUACAGCAACGUAUCAGCCUGCCCACCAACAGCCCACCUGUGUUUGUGUCACUGUUGUGUGACUGCACAACAAAGAUUGGACAGACAAUCAAACUGACCUGUAAGGUCACAGGAUCACCAAAACCAAUGAUCAGCUGGCUCAAAGACGGCCUUCCUUUAGAGGACGAUCCUCGUCACAUCAUCACAGAGGACCGGUCAGGCACCUGCUGUCUCAUCCUAGACAGCCUCACUGCAGAGGACUCUGGACAGUAUGCUUGUUACGCUACCAGCUGUAUGGGCAGUGCUGGUACUCUGGCGAAGGUUGUGGUGCGCGCUUCACCCAGAUUUGUGAGUCGGCUGGAGAGUGCCUGUCUGAUAGAAGGCGAGGAUAUACAGUUCACCUGCUCCACACUUACUGCUCCUUUACCACGUAUCAGGUGGUUGAAAGAUGGCAGAGAGCUGACUGACCAGCAGAAAUACCUAAUCCAAAAUGAUACUCGGAGUGGCAUCUUGUGUCUGACGGUCACCAGGGCAACAGAGGCAGAUAUUGGACAGUAUGAGUGUGAGCUUUGGAAUGAGUUUGGCUGCGUCAAGUGCAAGGCCGGGCUGUGCCCUGCUUACGUGCCACCAAUCGAGGACGACCAGCCACAGGACUUACCUCCUAAAGGUAGGACAGCCAGAGCUACUGAAGGUAAAUAUCCUCCACACAGGGUAGAAACCCAUGACAGGGUUUUCAUGUGGAUGCUCCAAAUCUUUGCCAGUUCAGCCGUGUUUGAGAGAGCAAUGAAGCACAUGCCAUUGUCCGGUUUUACUUCAGUUCACUUCACUUCUGAUCCUGUCAUCCUUUUUUACUUCACAUCAUAUGACAUCUCCUCACUUUCCAACAAACUGCAACAAUUUCCACUUUCAACCACUACCAUUCAUCCAUUCUAUCCAGUGGAUGCCAUUUUGAGAUUGUACUCACAUUUUACUUUUUUCAUUUCACACACACUCACAUCAUAUGUAGUUCCAACUACCAUACCAGCUUUGAAGAAUUAUUUUAAGUGUUUAAUGUUUAAAUUCCUACUGAGUGGUAUUUUGGUUUUCGUAGAUGCAGACUCAGAGGGCUGGUCCACUGCCUUUGUGAAGAAAUGGCUACAGACUGAUUUCAGCCCCACCUCUAUUGCUAAGAUGCUCUUCCCCCCUGAACACCCUGAACAAGCUGUAGUGGGUGGUACUGAAGAAGCCGUUCCUGUCUCGACAUCCAUGGAGCAGGUGGCACAGCAGCCUCCGUGCUACCCAGAGGAAGAGGAGGAGAUCUACAUCUCAGAGCAAAUGCAGGAAAUUACAGAUGCUCCUCCAUCCAUCCAGGUACCUGCUGAGGACCUGUGUGUAGAGCCCGGCCAACGAGCUACAUUUACCGCCAUCAUCACAGGACGACCUGCUCCCAACAUACAGUGGUAUAAGGAUGGAGAGGAGCUUGCAGCCAAUGAGAAUGUGGAGAUUGCGCAGCAUGGUGCCCGCUGUUCACUGACAAUAGUGUGCCCAGAGGGUGAGGACAGCGGCAUAUACACCUGCUUAGCCUACAGCGACUCUGGCCAUGACUCAUGCCACGCUGAGCUGACAGUGGAGGAAGGUCCUCUGGAGUGUCAGGAGAGAGAGGUGGAGCUGGGGAAGAGAAGGAAGUUAUUCUCCGUCUAUGAUAUCCAUGAGGAAAUUGGAAGGGGAACCUUCGGGGUGGUGAAGCGUGUAAUCCACAGACGAACAGGUGAAGUGUUUGCUGCCAAGUUUCUGCCUCUGCGGAGUAGCACUCGGACCAGGGCCUUCCAGGAGAGGGACCUGCUGUCCCGUCUGGCUCACCCCAGAGUAGCUUGUUUGCUGGACUUUUUUUGUACCAGACGCACUCUGGUGCUGAUCACAGAGAUCUGCUGUUGUCAUGGACUUCUGGACCAUUUAUUACUGAAAGGAUCCGUCCCAGAGAGAGAGGUUCAGUCAUACAUCCAGCAGAUCCUUGAAGGAGUCGGUCACAUUCACUGCAUGAACAUUCUGCAUCUGGACAUUAAACCUGAUAAUAUCCUGAUGGUGUAUCCACCCAGAGAUGAGAUCAAGAUCUGUGACUUUGGCUUCUGCCAAGAAAUAGACACAUCUAGACACCAGUACAGCAUGUUCGGUACACCAGAGUUUAUUGCCCCUGAAAUCGUUCACCAAGAACCAGUCACUGUGGCCACUGAUAUUUGGUCUGUAGGUGUUAUAGCCUAUUUAUGUCUCAUGUGCCGAUGCCCUUUUGUGGGCGAGACGGACCGUGCUACACUGCUGAGGGUGGGAGAGGGGACCCUGAACUGGGAUGCCCCUGAUGUGAUGCGCAGGAGCCCUGAGGCUCAGAACUUUCUCCACAUGCUCCUGCAGCCAGAUCCAGAGAAACGACCAUCUGCCUUUGAGUGCUUGAGCCAUGAAUGGCUCCAGGACGAACAUGCAGGAGAAGAUACUGAUGAAAUCAACACAAAGACUUUGAAAAUCUUCAUCUCGAAAAGGAAAUGGCAGCGCUCUUUGACCUGCAUUGGGUCAGUCCUCACAUUGAGGCAUAUCCCUGAGCUGCUGGACGCUCCUCUCAGAGAGACCGCAGUGACGGUGCCCCGCGAGCCUCAGGAACACAGCAGCACCUCUCCGAGCAGUGGCUCCUCGUCUGAGUAUGACGAAGCUGACUCUUGGGACUUUUUCCAGCACUACAGCCCGACUGAGGAGGAGGAAGAGGAAACCGAGGAGGACUAUGAUCCUUUAAUGGAGAGAGCGCAGAUCCCUGACUCUUUCGCCAAACUCCGCCUGGAUGCAGAGGAGGAGGAGGAAGUGACAUUAGGGGAGGAAGAGGAUGGGGAGAUGGUAGGAAGAAGGAGUGUACUAGAGCGGAGUGUGAGCAGGCAGUCAGUUGCGUCAUCGGAUGUGUCGUCCCAACAGACUCCUCAGAGGGAGCGAAGGUUCAGCAAGGACAGUAAUCAAUCUCUCUACCUGUCUGAUGGGGACGAGGGUUCAGGGAGUGAUGGAGGUCGUAUUCCUCGUGGCAGCGUCAUCCGAAGCACUUUCUACAGCACCUCCCAUCAGCUUUCACCCAUGUCUGCCAGACACAUGACAUUACGGGACAAAUUCCAGGCCAAAAAGCAGGAGAGAGGCCGCAAACCACUCCGCAGAAGCUUUUCAGGACGUCUCAAUGAGCCUCUUAUUGAAUAUGUGGAGGAUGAGACGGAGACAAAUCGUGGCCAGAGACGAGUAUCUGUCCAGCCCACGAUGCAGAAGUCCUGCUCCUUUGACAGUGGUGUUAGCCUCGCCCACACCAAUGCCCCCCCUCACAGGAGGAGCAGGUCUCUUGAUGAGUAUUCUAGACGAUCUCCCAGCUCACCCGAGCGCACAAAGUCAGGGGAAGAAGAAGGCUCUCAAAGUCUGAAGGAAGAUUUCACAGACGAUGAAGUGGCUGGAAGAAACCUGUUGGCCAUCCCGAGCCCUCGGCGACCCACAAGAAGAGGAGGUUCCGUCUCUCCAACACUGCCGAGUGGAUCUUCUGCUCCCACAAACGUCCUUGCUGGAGACAGAAUGAGCCCCAGGCUGGAUCAGGAGCAGGCAGCGGGUGACACCUUUGCUGGCUCCCAGGGGUCUCUGGCUGAGUCGUCUAUUUUGGAGCAUGAGGGCUCUGAGUCGUCAAGUCGACCUGGCUCCUACGAGGAGCUGAGUCAUGGCCAUCUCAGAGGGAGAUACAGAUCAGGAGAGAGUGAAGGGUAUGAUGAUCAUGGGGAGCCUCUGAUUUCACCAUCCCCAUGUUCAUUCCAAGAAGUCAAACCCAGAAGCUCAUUUCCCCAAGCACCGCCACGUAACCGCACCCGCUCCAACCCCAACCUGUCCACCAACAGCAGAGGUCAGCUGGGGACCCCACUAACAGCGAGCCCCAGUCCCAGCCUCUCCUCUCUGCAAGCUCCAGAGAGGCCUCCCAGAGCCAAGGACAAGAAGGGCGGCGGUGGCCUCCAGAGGCACGCAUCAGCUCCAGCCCUCGAAGCUCGGCCACCCACAGGAAGGUCACCCAAGCUGGGACUGCUGAGGAUCUUCCGCAGGCAGUCCUGGACUGGCCACUCGUACUCCCAGCUGGACGAGGCAGAGUUAGGACCCACACUGGGGGAGAUCAUGAAGCCAGAUACUCCCACCAUGUCUCUGAGGAAGAAAAUGAGAGCUUCAGCCUCCAGCCUGACCAAGCUGUUCUCAAAGUCUUUUAGUAAGGAGGACGUGAGUAAAGGAGGGCCAAUAGUAAAGGGAGCACCUCCCAUCCCACCUGAAAGGCAUCGCAGCAGUGGUCUUGAGAGCCCAAAAAAGAGGACGUCCAAACUGUUGCCUUCUCUUAAAAUACCUGCGUUCAGAAAGUCAAAAGAUCUGCUAGUUCGUCCCAACAAGGCUGAAGUUUUCCAGUUAGAUGGAGGUGGAGUCCUACUGGUUUGGAAACCAGUCCAGUCCAGUGACCCUGUCACCUAUUGUGUGCAGUACUGUACAGAUGGUGGGGAGUGGACGGUCCUGUCAGAGGAGGUGACUGACAGUAGCUAUGUGGUGAAGGACUUACCCAGAGGAGCUUCUUACGUGUUCCGGAUCGGCUGCAUCACUAAGACAGGAGCAGGACCUUUCAGUGAUGCUUCAGCACCUGUUGUUAUGGCUACUCAUCCUGAGGAGACUCACAUUCCUCUGAUCCAGACUGAGUCACUGGGGUCAAAGGUCACUGGGUCAGAACAACAGACAGCUCAUAAGAACUUCAGUUUCCUCUCUGAGAUCAACAGGGGUCGUUUCAGCGUAAUUACCCUGUGCAGGGAUGUUGAGACCAGCCAGGUGUUUGCUGCCAAGAUCACCCCUUACCAGGCAGAGCAGAGACAGUUGGUGCUGAGGGAAUACCAGCUGCUGAAGAGGCUUCAUCACACUCACCUGGUGCAACUGCACGCUGCCUUUUUCACCCCCCGCUACCUGGUGUUGGUGGAGGAGCUCUGUCCCGGCAAGGAGCUGCUCCACAGUCUGGCAAUGAGGGAUCUGUACGCAGAGAGUCAUGUUGGCGAGCUGCUGGUUCAGAUUCUGAGCGCAGUCGACUACCUCCACAGCCGUCGAGUCAUCCACCUGGACCUGAAGUCUGACAACAUGCUGGUGGAUGACUGUAACCACCUGAAGAUAGUUGACUUGGGCUCGGCUCUGUCCUACACACCCGGUCAGCCUCUCAUCGUCGAGCACAUCCACGGCCUGUCAGAGAGCAAAGUUUAUAUUGUCCUUCCUAAAGCUCCGGAAAUCCUGGAAGGUCAAGGUGUCGGGCCUGAAACAGACAUCUGGGCUAUUGGAGUUCUGUCCUUUAUCAUGUUGAGUGCCGACAGCCCGUUCCAUGCAGAGCACAGCUGGGAGCAGGACAAAAACAUCAAGAAAGGGAAGAUCCAGUUUGGACGCUGUUACCCUGGUCUGUCAGAGGGAGCCUUGAACUUCAUGAAGAGCAGCCUGAAUAACAAAUCCUGGGGAAGACCCACUGCAGCCGAGUGUCUCCAGAACCCAUGGCUGCGUGCCCAUCGUGCCCCACACAAAGCCCGGCACUCCAAAGUGUGUUUCUCUACAGACAAGCUCAAAGAUUACCUCAAACAGAAGGAGGAGAAACGAGACCAGGUCAGCACCAAGCUUCAGGGUCCCUUCUUCCAGUAAGGCAACACUGUGGCGUUUCUUUCACCGCUAGCUUUUCCUACAAGCUCUACAAUCAGCUCUGGCUCUUUUCUGGCUUUUCUGGUUCCUUUGAUUUUAAAAAUGUGAUGCGUCUUAAAGAGUUUUCAAAGUGUUUCAAAAUGUAUUUAUCCAUUAGCUUGUACAUGUGAGUGUGCUGCAUUUUUAAGGUUUAGUCUCUUUAGUGUGUGAGUUGUAAAAUGUUGAUUUUAUGACAUGCUCCUCAGUAUCAGACAGAUGCAUGUGUUUGGCCUUAACGUAAAACCAGUGUUUUGUGCUACUCUUCUUCAUACAGACAGCAGAUAUUUUCCUGAGUGAUAUAUUUUAUUUAAAAAUGUACACAU